UUUUGCUUGCCCCCGAACACGNUGAAUUUCCGCAAUUCUCUGGAUUCUCGUCAACUCGAUCGUACGCUUUCCGAUGCAGAUAAUCAGGUCCCAUCUACUCGAAGAGACUCGGUAAUCGUACAGGCCCUUAUGUCCGCAUUUGCUUCUUGUCCAACCAUGAAUAGUAUUCAUCCGGUUCGAAUUCAAGAGGCAGUGCUUCUCUCACUCAUCAAUCUCCUUAAUCAUGUCGAUACAGCUCGACUUCUCCCGGUGACUCAAAUUGCGGAUCAGAUUCUAGAUUUGCUGUUCGGCCUGUUUCCUGCUUUGCCCAAACCACAUCCAGCUACACGAGAUAUUGAUCCGGCCAUUCUCGGUCUGUUAGAAGCGCUGGCCAGCUGUGCUCCGACAGCCUUGCCUGUCGUGCAGAGCGCGUCACGUUCGGGUAGCGGUUCGAAAUCAAGCCCCGGACCAUCCAUAUUGCCACGGCGUCGAUCACCACCCAGUGCAUGGGAUAUUCAAGGCGGUUUUGUGGCGGCUGAAGGUUUGCGCGUGUUUCCAAGACCGGUUGGAGGCAGUAACCCUAGACUCGACUUAAUGGACAGCUAUUCCGCUUUGCUCCUGGCCACUCUUAUCCAGGCUGGCUUGUAUGAGGUGCGAUUGUUUAUUUCCACCCUUAUCCCGAAUUCAUUCUUGUCCUAUCGACUCGCGCUCUAG
Echinostoma caproni is the source of this 693-nucleotide messenger RNA. NCBI's taxonomy places the organism in Eukaryota, Metazoa, Platyhelminthes, Trematoda, Plagiorchiida, Echinostomatidae. The record is from the annotation of a GenBank genome assembly.